AUGAAGAUUGAAAUUGAAGGACUGCAGCAGAGGUGGGAUGCGUGCAAGGCCCAUGAUGACGAAAAGCACGCUAUCAUCACGGCUCUUCUUGCUCAUGUCGACGCCCAAUCCAGUCAGUUAUCAAAGAUCAACUCCGAGCUUGAGGAUAAGAAUAUUGUAAUCAAGGCAGUCAAAAAGGACAAGGAAGGCCUUGAAGGACAGGUAGAGACGUUGCAGCAGGAGAGGGACCGCCACGCUUUUGUUUUCGUGAUCAUUGAUGGUGAUUGCAUGUUGUUUCGUGAUGAGCUUGUCCAGGCAGGCUUGGAAGGUGGUAAGAAAGCUAUGAGCUUGUUGAAGCAAAGCGUUGAGAAGAAGUUGAAGACUCUCAGUGGCAGCGUACCACCUCAUCUGCAAAUUAUUAUACGCGUGUACGCCAAUUUGCAAGGUCUGUCUCAGUCUUACCAGAAUUCUGAUCUUCUAUCCAAUGGCCAGACUUUGGAGGAAUUUGUUCGGGGCUUCAACAUGGGUGAUCCUCUCUGUGAUUACGUGGACGCUGGGAACGGAAAGGAAUGUGCUGAUGAGAAAGUCAAAGCUUUGUUUCGACAUCACCUUGAUGAUGUGCACUGUCGCCAUGUAUUUUUCGGUGCAUCCGCCGACAACGGAUAUGCUCGUCUCCUGGGCCCAUAUGCUCAGGAUAACGCUCACAAGCAACGCAUUUGCCUCAUUGAAGGGCCUCCGUUUGGGAGCGAAAUAGCAGAUCUAGUGCCGAAGUUUGAACAUGUUUCUUUUGAUGUCUUCCGAAAGAGUCAGCAACUACCCAACACGAACCGGAGAGUUUCGAGUGCCAGCUCUUCGAACUACGCCAAUGCUGCUCGCAAAACGCCUUCACCAUCCACGCAGGGUGCAGUCUUAUCCUCCCAGGAGCGUGUGCCGACCAAAAUCCUCCGGAAUAGUAAGGGUGAACGACUUGACUCGAAGCUCAACUAUGAUCCGCACACUCUUAACUUGUUGAAAGGCCGGAAACUUUGCAACAAUUACGCACUUUUGGGGAAGUGUCCCUAUGAAACUUCCUUUGGGUCCUGCUACCACGAUCACAAACAAGAUCUCGGUGAGAGUGAGAAAAGAGCGUUAAGAGCUGUUGCUCGCUUGACUCCUUGUUCAGCUGGGUCAGGUUGCAGCAAUGGGCAAUGUCUUCUUGGACAUGUUUGCACAAAGCCGAAGUGUACAGGGCUGGGCUGCCGAUUUCCCGAGGAGUUACACAACAUUAAUCAUGUUGUUGCCUCCGAGCGAAUUAUUAUUUAA
Messenger RNA from Fusarium sp. VM40, 1281 nucleotides. Lineage: Eukaryota; Fungi; Ascomycota; Sordariomycetes; Hypocreales; Nectriaceae. The record is from the annotation of a GenBank genome assembly.